Sitophilus oryzae (rice weevil) is the source of this 615-nucleotide messenger RNA. RefSeq lists its product as uncharacterized. Bases 1 to 615 code for a protein of 204 amino acids. The record is from RefSeq and is a predicted model, not a curated record. Lineage: Eukaryota; Metazoa; Arthropoda; Insecta; Coleoptera; Curculionidae. The transcript has 3 exons.
AUGGUUGAAGACGAAAACGAGAAACUUGGACUUGAAAUUAAUCCCUCCAAAACAAAAAUUAUGAUUAUCGACAGGCAAAACACCAACAAACCUGAUGUAGUCUCCCAUAAGUUGAAUGUUAAUAUAAACGACUGCUUAAGACCAGCAAAAGACAAAAGAGCACCAUUAUCCUCUGCAGGGAUCUACCGUAUACCUUGUUCCUGCGGUAGCGUAUAUAUUGGAACUACCAAACGCUCAGUAGGAACGAGACUUACGGAACACAAGAGAAACUGCAGAUUAGGGCAAACAGAGAAGUCAGCCGUAGCAGAACAUGCUCUAAGAGAUGGUGAUCACAAAAUCCAAUUCGAAGACACCCAAGUCAUUGCCACAACAUCUGGAUAUCAUCCUCGUCUGGUCAGGGAAGCUGUUGAAAUUCACAAACAUCCAAAUAAUUUCAACAGGAAGGAAGAAACUUUCUACCUUAACAGAAUUUGGCAUCCAGCUAUAUCUAGGACCAAAGUAGCAGCACAGAGAAGUAGACCAGUUCCGGAAGAACUACCACCCGAACAAGCCACGCCCCCUCCGCCGACGCAUAAAUACGCGCUACGCCGACGCGGAGGCAUCAGUCUAGUGUGA